GAAAACAUCGAACACAUUUCAUUCAAACAACACACAUAAUGAUGAUUAACAAAAGAACUCUUCAACAAGUCGUUGUGUUUGUCAGUGUCGCCAGCACUAUCUGUAUAGUUCUCUUCUGUCAAACGUCUACCAGGAGUUUUCUCACAGAUGCAUGUGUCUGUAACUGCGCAAUGGAUUCGGAAGGUCUUUUGUGGUUUUCUCAACGAUAUAAACCCUCUGCUAACGUGACACUUAACACCAAGAGCAGCCCACUGGAUUUCCACACCUAUUGGUGGUGGAAGAGUCUACAAAAUGAAUCAACUGUAGCCGACUACAAAAAAGUGGUGGAGGUGUUGUUUUCCCUCUUCCCAGAUAAAGAUCACUACUCCGACGCCAGUCCCAGCCGCUGCAGAACCUGUGCUGUAGUGGGCAACUCGGGCAACCUCAUCGGAUCCCAUUAUGGUGCGCUCAUAGAUUCACAAGACUUCGUUAUAAGGAUGAAUGAGGGCCCAACAAAAGGUUUUGAGCAGGACGUGGGGUCUAAGACCACUCACCGUGUCAUCUACCCCGAGAGCGCUGUGGACAUGGAUGAGACGACUCACCUCAUUCUGUUGCCCUUUAAGAUUCUGGAUCUGCAGUGGCUCAUCAGCAUCUUCACCACCAGACACAUUGAUCUGACAUACACGUAUGUGAAACCAUCAAUUAAAGCAGACAGGAAUAAGGUGAUGAUCCUCCAUCCUGCAUUUAUGAAAUAUAUCUAUGAGAGCUGGCUGCAGAGUAAUGGAGGAUAUCCUUCCACUGGCUUCAUAUCUCUUAUAUUCGCCCUGCACAUCUGUGAUGAGGUCAGCGUGUUUGGGUUUGGACCUACAAAAGAUGGAGUUUGGCAUCAUUACUUUGACGAUUUUAGCAGUGACUCUAAUGGAGGCCCUCAUGAUGGAGGCUCUGAGGGCGAAGUGAUCUCUCAACUCCAUCAGAAACACAGAAUUACGACGUAUAAAGGGUGGGAAUAAAGCAUAAAGCUUGAAAUAGGAGUGUGUCAUUA
Sinocyclocheilus grahami is the source of this 1021-nucleotide messenger RNA. RefSeq names its product CMP-N-acetylneuraminate-beta-galactosamide-alpha-2,3-sialyltransferase 1-like. Gene Ontology annotation, molecular function: beta-galactoside (CMP) alpha-2,3-sialyltransferase activity. Gene Ontology annotation, biological process: sialylation. Lineage: Eukaryota; Metazoa; Chordata; Actinopteri; Cypriniformes; Cyprinidae. The coding region runs from base 39 to 989 and encodes 316 amino acids. The record is from RefSeq and is a predicted model, not a curated record. The transcript has 6 exons. Gene Ontology annotation, cellular component: membrane.